This is a messenger RNA of Lineus longissimus, 3749 nucleotides long. Its product is annotated as major facilitator superfamily domain-containing protein 4A-like. The coding region runs from base 161 to 1909 and encodes 582 amino acids. The record is from RefSeq and is a predicted model, not a curated record. Lineage: Eukaryota; Metazoa; Nemertea; Pilidiophora; Heteronemertea; Lineidae. The transcript is spliced from 13 exons.
CUGCAGUUGCCGCUCUGGCGAAUACGGCGGCUGAUUAAGGUUCUGGGGAGCGCGCGCGAUAGGAUGGGGAGAUAUAAACCCACCACUCUGACAUCGCCAGUGACCUAGGGCCGAAUAUCCCCAGUGCGAGACUUGGACACGGAAUACACCCAAGCGCGCAAUGCAAAACGGGGAGAAGAAACCCUUGGUGACGGAGCACACGGGCUUUUGGCAACUUUUUAAGCGGAAUUGGCAACCUACUAUAGUUUAUUGUGGUAUUUUUCUCGGAUUUGGAAUAUGCGUGGCGUUCCUUGGGCCUACUCUGCUGGAUCUUGGAUGCCAGGUUUCCGAGGACAUGAGAAAAAUGAGUCUGGUGUUUUUUGCCCAACUUCUAUUCGUCUUGAUCGGAUCAAUGUUUUCCGGAUAUCUCGUAAACAGCUUCUCACUUUCAAUGAUUGCCGCCGACCUGAUGCUAUUCACGGCGACCCUCCUUUUACCCGUGUGUAUGGCUAUCAUCCCGUUCUGCAAGGCUCUAUGGUUACUCGCGGUGGUCCUUGCCGUCAUGGGACUCAACAUGGGCUGCAUCGAUUGCUUGGCGAAUGUUCAGAUGAUCAAGACGUUUGGGGAGUCAGUCACACCAUUCUUACAGGCCAUGCACUUUUUCUACGGCCUCGGAGCAUUCGUCAGUCCAAUGAUAGCAGAACCCUUCCUACUCAACACAGAUUGCUCGGGCAUGGUGCACAACUUGGCCGCCCUGAAGGCCCACAAUAUGACCAUUACACUAAUUAGUCAACUCCCGCACCAAGUCCUGGCGAACGAGACGGGAGUAGAGGAACAACUGCACGAGGCUCAAGUUGAAACACAUAUCAGAUACGCUUUCUGGAUCAUGGCUUGCGUUAUGAUUCCCAUUCCACUGCUAGUGGGCAGCCUGAUAAUAACCAGACGCAGCUUCACUCAGGCAUCACAUGAACGUUUGGUUGAGACAGAGAGUAACUACUCCAUAACCGAUGGGAAAACCAAUACAAACCAAACUAGUGAAAAACACACAAGUAAAGCAGGUUUAGAUGAAAAUGAUGGCGAAAAAUUUGUGUAUAUUUAUGAGCCUCGCGAAAUAGCUGCGCGGUCGGUAUGGGAAAAAUCAACAGAAUUAUUACCUUCUAAAGAAAGGUGCUGCGGGUCUAGUACAAGUCAAGUGGUUUUCCUCACACUGGCCACAGCAUUUAUGUUAUUCAUAUACGAUGGCUUACAGUCUGCCUUUGGUGGAUAUGUUUAUGCCUACGCACUAAAAAGUAUAGUUGGUUUGAAGAAAACUGAGGGUGCCUAUCUCAACGCAUGUUUUUGGGGCACGUUUUCGAUAGGUCGCCUUCUAUCAGUUUUCGUUGCAACGAAAUUUAGCCCGGCGUUCAUGUUAAUGUGCAAUAUAGGCGGAAGUUUAUUUUCAAUGAUUUUGAUGGUAUCACUCCGCCACGAUCACGUGGCGCUGUAUAUAGGCACGUGUAUGUUCGGCAUCUUUCUCAGUAGUAUCACGCCCACUGCUUUAUCCCUGGCGGAGCAGUACAUUGACGUCACAUCGUCGAUAACAGCGGUCAUCGUAACUUUGGCUGCUCUCGGGGAGAUGAUAUUACCAGUCGUUGUAGGGAAUCUGUUUGUUAUACUAGGCCCUGUUAGUUUCCUGGUGACGGGAGUUAUUAUGACUGUGUUAUCUAUCGGCGUGUUCAUGGUCAUAUGGUGUAUCGGGAAAAACUCACCUAAACAAUUAGCUAAAACAGAAAUGUCAAUGGUAUGGUGCCAUGCAUGCUGCCUGAAGCCCAAACUCGACCAUGAUGAAUCCCAGCCGCACACAGUCAAGUAUUACUCAAGGAUGUCGGAGAGCAACAGCAGUAUAGAAAUGGUUGACCAGAAAAAUGAAGAAAAGGUCAUGGACUCAUAGGUCAAGGUCAAGAUCAUUUGGAGCCACGCUUUGGUGCAAAUGUCAAGGUCACAUCGUUGACGAUGGAAUCAGAAAACGUCAUCAUUUGAUUAUUCUGUUUGGAGUGUGGAGUUCGGCGGAGUUUGGCGGGAAUCAGCCUUUGAUUCGGUUGACCAUAUUUUUCGACUUAUAUGUUUGGGGUACAUCAUGUGGUUAUUUCAAAUAGUUUUAUAGUAAAAAAGAUUGUGAAAAAUAGGAGUAUGAUGGCUGCGUUUUACAUUGAAAGUAGCAGACAUUUUGUGAAAUUCUUGAGUUUCACAUUUAGGUCAAUUUUAUUCGGAAUCCAGGUGGUAAUGACCUACUUUACUUUCUGUUGUAUUAAACUUGAAUUUCAAGAGCUGGUGGUCGGCUUCACAAAUUUAAAGGCUAUUACUGACCAAUUUUGAAAGUAAAUUUCAGGUAAAGAGACGUUCUUAUUCUCCAAAUGGGGUCACUUGAACCCCCGACAUGAUGAUGCAUUUGUGAACAUGUUAAUACUCCUCCUUAUAAUUGACCUGAGGCAGGGAGUGCCUUGCUAAAUUGAUGAUGGAAUACAAUAUUUCUAUUGGUUGUGCAUAAUAAACCAUGUGAUAGAAAAUGUUUUGGGAUGCUGUGAUUGGUUGUUAUGUUUCUUGUUAAAAUUUCCUCGGAAUACGUAUUGAAUGUAUGUAUAUCUUAUAAUUCAAACUGCGCUAUUGAAAUAACGGUUAUGGAGCUUUGGAAAAACCUGCUGACUUUUUUGGACGGCGCUAGUCAGAGAAGGUUGGAGGACGGGCGGCAAUAAAACAUAACUUUUUCGGGACUUUAUCUUCAAGUGAAUAUGAUCUGAUGAGGACACUGGUCGUUGUGAACGGAGUGCUGUGAUAUACCACGUUUGGUCAGUCUCAAUGUACAUGUAUUGUGUCGACGCUUUUUUUCCCGGUCUGGGCGUUUCGGUUCCACAAAGGCAUUUUACACGUAAUGUUAGUCUUUUGUCCAGGCGUAUCUCAACCGGGUAAAUAGUACAAAUGUACUGUAUAAUUGUAUCGUGCUAUUUUCUUGACAUUUUGAUGGUUCGUAGUUUUUCGCGAUGUAUGAUAUUCAAGUUGUGAUGUUGUAUCGAAAACAGAUUUCCUAUCAGUGCUUCGUUCUGCGAAGGGGGCAGGUGGUGACCGUCAAUUACGUCACGACUCCUCGGCUGUUUUCCUUCCCCUGAGAACUACACUGCUCCAAUGCACGCAGUAUAUUACUAAACCAAGUCGAGCAUUUUAGAAGACAGAAGAACGUUUUGCUGCAAUCAUUCAGUAACCUCAUUUAUUUAUCUGUGAAAAUGUCAUCACUACGUUUUCCGAAGAAAGGAUUUAUAUCCACCAAGAAAGAAAUUAUGUAUGUAAAAAUGUACAGAGAAACUUUGCGGCCGCGACGGAGUCCCGUAACGACGAAAACGGGUGUGACGUCACUGACGGGUCAUCAAAUGAGAAGGAGUGUUAUGAUGAGACUAGUUACACGUUUGUAUUGUAGUGUAUUCCGUUGCCUCUGUGAGGUUAGGAUAGAAACUAUUGUGUAUGCUCUCAUGAUGUCGUACCACACGACAGACGUCUGAAUUUCUACGGAACAGUCAGCACUUUCUUCGAUUUUUGUUGGAGGUAUAUCUUAGAGGUAGAAGUAAGUAAAUGGCCGCCAUGCCUUUUUACCAAUUUUUGAGUAAUUUCAAGUAUUUUCUUUUUGGGAUGCUUCAGAGGAGGCACGAGUUCAUUGUACAAAAGCCUACGUAUUUACAUGUUUUCUAAGCCUGACUCACUGACCACCCAAACUCCAAAAAUAGGGAGGUUUCGCAACCGCC